AUGCGGCGCGAGGACAAAGCUUUCGACCCCUUCACCGAGGACAUUGUUGACGGCAUCGUCGCCAACACCGUCAAGGUCAAGGUGAUUUCGGGGCAGUUCCUGUCGGACAAGCGCGUGGGCAUCUACGUGGAGGUGGACGUCUUCGGGCUGCCCGUCGACACCAAGCGCAAGUUUCGCACUCGGACCUCACAGGGCAACUCCUUCAACCCAGUGUGGGAUGAGGAGCCCUUCGUCUUCCACAAGGUGGGCACCUGGGGCGCUGGGAGGCACUGGGGGGACUCUAGGAGGGACUGGGAGGCACUGGGGAGCCUCUAG
Molecule: messenger RNA, 315 nt
Organism: Struthio camelus australis
Lineage: Eukaryota; Metazoa; Chordata; Aves; Struthioniformes; Struthionidae
Source: RefSeq, a predicted model, not a curated record